Molecule: messenger RNA, 2623 nt
Organism: Lampris incognitus (smalleye Pacific opah)
Lineage: Eukaryota; Metazoa; Chordata; Actinopteri; Lampriformes; Lampridae
Gene: slc48a1a
Product: solute carrier family 48 member 1a
Exons: 3
Coding region: 378-812 (144 amino acids)
Biological process (GO): heme transport
Cellular component (GO): plasma membrane; lysosomal membrane
Molecular function (GO): heme transmembrane transporter activity; heme binding
Source: RefSeq, a predicted model, not a curated record
CUCCGCUACCCGCAGACGAGCCGUGGUUGUGUUGCGGAUCGGGCUUUGUCUUGCCGCCGGUGUUUUGUCCGUGUUAGGAGCCCAUGUCAGCGACCGCCUCGACAACCUCUCUCUUUUUGUUGCCUUUCGUAACCGUUUCCGUCCCGGUCGGGUCAUGGGGAGGAAUUAGCCGAGUCGUGUCCUGAGCGCUCCGCGAUCGAGGAGGAGGAGGAGGGGGGAGAGGGGGGAUAUUACAUAAUGUGUUAAGCCGACGGUCCGCGUACCGAUCGCGUCACCCCCGCCGCUUCUCUUAUUUACCACCAGCCCUCAAUUUUUAAGGUCAUUUGCCCCACCACCCCCACCCCCCCGAGUCCUUAACCGCCGAACCGUUUCGUACAAUGGGGUUCGGUCGAAUUCACGUUAGCAUAGGAUAUGCUACCUUCGGCACCCUCGUCGGAUUUUCGGCUUUUUUGGUCUGGAACAUCGCCUAUAAGCAGCCGUGGACGGCGUCUAUGGGAGGUCUGUCAGGAGUGCUGGCACUCUGGGCACUUGUUGCACACAUCAUGUACCUCCAGGACUACUGGCGCACCUGGCUCAAAGGCCUCAAGUUCUUCAUCGCUGUUGGAGUGCUUUUCUCCGUGUUGGCCACGGCCGCCUUUAUCACCUUUCUCAGUCUUGCCAUCACACAGAAACAAUCGCUGACUGACCCGAGGAGCCUCUACCUGUCCUGUGUGUGGAGCUUCCUGACUCUGAAAUGGUCCUUCCUCUUGGCCUUGUACUCGUACAGAUACCGCCAGGAGUUCGCAGACAUUAGCAUCCUCAGUGAUUUCUAGUCAGCUGUUCUUUUUUUUUUUCCUUUGGUAACGAGAGGAAUAGAUUAAGCUGGGCUUGGGCAGCCAGCAGGAGCCGGUCAAAGCGCUUUUGCUGCAAAGAGAAGGAAAUGCGGAUACGGUCGGAUCAAAAAGUCAGCUGAGUUUUACCCCCGGCAGUUUGCAUUCCUUGCACUCAUCCCGCUUGUUCUACAAGGUCAUUUGUUUUGUAACCUGUUCGCCAUCUUUUUAGUAACCACCCGUUUUAUUUCUGUUAGUAGUCACAACUACAAAAAAAAAAUGUCACAAGGAACUGCUCAGCUGGAAUGAGAGUAUAGAUUGUGUUUUGUUUUGUUUUUUCAUGAAAGAUUUGCUUAAGGAGAUUUCUGUCACGUUGCAUACACUAGUGGGGAUUGGGGUUUCUUUUUUUAGUUUGUUCGGAGCUGAAAUCUGUGACUUUUUCCCCCUUAAAAAACUUAUUUUAGUACUAACUGUCAUCUGGUUGGAGAUGCUCUACAGUCUCCUUAUACCGCUGUUGAGUUUUGUUUUUUGUUGUUGUUGACUUGUAAGGACAAACACUAAAGCAGCGGUGAACAUGUACGUUAACACCUCCAGCAGGAACACUGAUGGAAACGUGCUGUGGCUGUGGCCGUGCUUCUGUUGGACACACAGUAUUACUGCAGAACAGUGUUAUGAUAUUUUUUUGGAUGAAGUUUGCAAUACAUUGGAUUGCCUGCAUUAACCUUGGUAUGAGGGUCACGUUUUUACAAGGGUGCAGCCUAUUUACGGGCGAGUCAGUGGCAUACGAGGGACAACGGCCGCUUUACUUUUUUUCCUCAAAAAUCAGUUGCAAUGGGUCUGUUCCUCCCUGCCUCCUACACAACUCUACUACACUGUCCUGCUGCAGUGCUGAUUGUCUGUCCAGCAGAAACGCCACCCGAGCGUCACGGUUCGAGUGGGUAAAAUGACGAGAAAAGUCACGGACUGCUGCGUCAAUAGCAUGUGAUUAGAAGUUUUCCACGUAUUUUUAGAAAGCGUAUUCAGAAGUAAAAACACAAAUCAGGCUGCUGGUUUUAUGAUUUGGCACAGUUCACUAAGCAUUUGUUAAUAUGUGUUUGUGGGGGGGGGGGGACUGGACAGUGUCAAGAAACACACCUUAAUGCUUCGUUGACAUUUUGGUUCAUUUCGAGGAAUGUGAUAUUGAGCUUUACAUUCAAAAAAAAAAUGUCUGAUAGCCGUUAUUUCAGCGGCAUUCAUUGUCUCUAACCAAGUAGUGGAACUGGUCUCUUGACAAAAUUACAUGUCAUAUUUACAGUUUUAAAACCUUUUUUUUGGGGGCGGGGGGGGCUGGUUCAUUUUGCAAAUCUUGACUGACUGACUGUUCACUGACUAAACCCUGAUGUAAGAGAAUGUUGCUCAAAGCAGAAAUGAACUUUCUGCCAUUUACCAAGUUUCCCCUUGUAUAGACUUGUUUAUUCUCUUGGCUUCCCCUUUUUGAAUAUUUGGACGUUUCCUCUUUGAAGAAAAACAGAUGAAUUCCAUAACUAAUUGCACUUUAGAUUCCCACAUCGCUGCCAUUUUUAUUUGCACACAAUACAUCUUUUGUUUUACAGUCCACAGUGAUGUCCCAUUAUAAUGACAAAUAUCCACGUGUUCCCAUGUUGUCAUCUCUAUCUCGCCUGUUUAAACCUUGAUAAGUACUGUUUCAUUUAUUUUACCAAAACGCUGUGUAUUUGUGUUUGUCUUCUAACUUAGCUCGUGUUUCUCAUCAGAUAUUAUAUUGUGUUGUUUUUUUGUUUUGUACUGGGAAAAUUAAAGUGAGGUUGUGACAUUGA